AUGCAGGAUUUUUGUUACCAGAAUCUGUGGCCUCCUUUGAAAGCUCUCAUAACUGCACAGGGAGAGGCAGGAAAAUCUUGUAAAGAAGUUUGCCUUUCCAAGGGUAUGUCAGUAACUAAGCUCUUAGACUGGCUACAAGUCGACCUCUCAUAAGUUCUUUAACCCUUUAAGCCCCAGUAUCUACAAACAAAUUCUCCAAACUGAUCUCUAUACAUUUCCUUAAAGAAUGAGUUGAGAGAAUUUGUAAAAAGAUCGAGGCAUUUUUACUUAGGUGAUCAUUUUAUUAAUUCUCAUAACUUAUCUGUUGACAGUGUAUGGAUAUUGUUAGGAGAAAAUUGAUCUUGGUCACUGUUGGCACUUAAAGGGUUAAAGCAAGCGAAGCUAGGUGCCAUGAUUCGUCGCUCGCUCGGUCGACUUGUUUCGCCUGAUUGGAUUUGAAUCAUAUUAUAAAUUCAAGCGGGAAAAAUGACUGACAUGUGCUUUGUCGGGAGUGACGUCAAAUAUCACUCACUCUCUUAUUGGUCAAUUGUCAUGACGUCACCAGUGGAAUUUUCGACCGGUGAAUUUCACACCAAACAGGUGUGAAAGUUCUUUACAAUGGCAUAACCAACCAGGAAAAAAAUAAAGGACUUCUAGAAAGUCUACUAAGGUCUUUGUGAAUGGUUUGGACCCUAGAGUCAUGUCAUAGUUUGAAUACGUGCUCAAGUCAUCAUCCGAGGGAUUCUGACUUCGUAAGCCUUGUCAAAACGUCUUUAGGGAGUUUAACCCUAUCCACAUACAAAUUCUCCAAACUGAUCUCUAUAUAUUUUCUUAAAGAAUGUGUUGAGAAUGUGUUAAAAGAUCAAAGCAUUUUCUCUUAGGUGAUCAUUUUGUGAAUUCUCAUAAACUCAUCUCAUGACAAUAUAUGUCUAUCGUUAUGAGAAAAUUGAUGUUGGUCACUGUUUGGUCUUUAAGGGUUAAGGUCUCGCAACGACGGCGACGAGAAUGUCAAAACUGCAAUAGGUUAAGAUUAGAAAAACAACUUUGGCAUGGGGAACAACAUGAACACGACUACGACGUGAAAUUGUCUUAUGCGACCAGGGCCAUUUCCGCAGAGGGUCUUAAAGGGUUUAACAUUUGUUUUAAAAUUAUCUCUGUUUACAGGUAUGGUUUGUGAACCAGAGUUUUUCUCCAAAAUCAACUCACGAGACUCUCUAACGCAGUAAGUAUUUGGUUACGAGGAGAUCUGUCCUUAGUUUUGCUUGUUAUUGACAAUUUCAGCAAUUUUGCUCGCCAGUUAGAUAUCACUGCGGGCUUUAUUGAACCAGAAUAUGCAUUCUUUUUUCUUUUGUUUUAUCCUGAAUGAAAUCAAACUAAACAAAUUGCACUUCAGUAUAUUAGAAUGUCAGUGUAUUUAACACGAAAGUGCUAAUUUUGGGACACUAUUUUCACGUCUCCAACUGGAGACGGGACCGCCAAUAUACGUGGUCGUCCGAGCCACGCGAAGGUCUAGCCGUUUUUAUACGUUUGCGGGCAAAGGAAGUACCCAUAUUUUUUUUAGUUUUUUAGACCCCGAGUAUGUGGUCUGACCCCGGGAAUCGAACCCGCGACUUCCCGCUCUGCACUGAACCGCUUCAUCGAAUGAGCUAAUCGUUUUAUCUUUGUAGAGCUACGUCAUAGUAAAAUCCAACUAAUGGUCUAUUAUCAAUGCUGCGUUCUCAUUGGUUGAGCUUCUACUAGGCUACAUGUUACAGCCCACUAGUAGGGAAAAGCGCCGGCUUUGAAAACCAAAACAAUGGCGGCUGAAUCGCGUUUUGCUAGCUAAAGUUGUUUUAUCUUGAUAUUUUUGACUAACUACUUGGAUUUUACUAAAACAAUUAUUCCUCUCGCCCUCAUGGCCUCCGAGUCUAUUGACUCUAUCCUCUGGGCUAUUGACUCAGAGCCCAUUCGGCUCGAGGACUAAUUGUUAAAGAGACUGUUUAUCGUUUGUGCAAUAGAAAUGGUUUUCCCUGUAACUCAAGCCGAUUGGAAGAAGUACCGUCUCUGAUCGCCCCAGGCUUCCGAAAGGAAUCACAGGCCUGCAUUCUUCAGACCCAGACCCUUCUCUUCAGCUGCACAGGAACGAGUCCAAGUACCAUGCGCCUGUGCCCUUGUAGAAAGUACAAGAAAGGACAGGUAGCUCUCUGUGAAGAUUGCUGA
Porites evermanni is the source of this 2178-nucleotide messenger RNA. The record is from the annotation of a GenBank genome assembly. Lineage: Eukaryota; Metazoa; Cnidaria; Anthozoa; Scleractinia; Poritidae.